Molecule: messenger RNA, 28887 nt
Organism: Zeugodacus cucurbitae (melon fly)
Lineage: Eukaryota; Metazoa; Arthropoda; Insecta; Diptera; Tephritidae
Gene: pros
Product: homeobox protein prospero
Exons: 7
Coding region: 2219-8146 (1975 amino acids)
Biological process (GO): regulation of transcription by RNA polymerase II
Cellular component (GO): nucleus
Molecular function (GO): RNA polymerase II cis-regulatory region sequence-specific DNA binding; DNA-binding transcription factor activity, RNA polymerase II-specific
Source: RefSeq, a predicted model, not a curated record
UUUUUUAAUUUUUCGCGUUUUUCAAUUUCGUUUUUCUGUUGUUGUCCUCUUUAACACACAUUAACCGGCUAAUUUAAAUUAACUAAGUACAUUGAAAAUAUUCAAAAAAGAAAUAAAUAUCGAUAUAUAAAAAGUUUUUACAAAAACCAGUAUUCGAAAAUCAAAAAGUUAAACGUGAAAUCCACAUACAAGCCCAGCUACUAAAGAAAUUGGUGAAAAACAUUUUUGAAUACUCAACUCCAAUAGCGAAAUAAAGUUAAAAAUUAAAAAAAAUAAACUCAGUACGACGAAGGUGGACGAUGGUGUAGUGCAAUAUUUUCUGUGUUACAGUUAAAAAAAAAAACUAGUGUUUGCCCAUAAUGAAAGCUGAUAACGACGAGAUAUCAACGAAACAAUAUCAACCAGGGUUACACCAUAUCGAGAAGUUAUCCAAUGAGAAAGCCGCUAACAUUUUGGAGGAUUUAUAAUGGACGGAAGAGAUAAAUAACACUUUGUUUGUGAGAGACUUUUGAAUGCUCGAGAGGAUAGAGGAUUCCAAAUUCAAACGACCCAAAACUAAAAAUAUAAAUUCAAAAAUCAUUUAAUACUACUCGCACGAGAAUAUUUGAAAAAGGUUUUAACUUAAAAAAAUGAAGUCAAAAACAAACUCAAAUAUUAUAAUGGAAAUUACUGAACUGAUAAAAUUAUUCAAUAAUAAAAAUAUCUUGCAAUAAUGUUAUAGAAAUUAAAUGCAAAAGACAUUCGCAUGUGUGUGGUGGUGGAAAGAAAAAUCAAAACAAAAUUCAUUAUUAGAAAGAGCAAAAAACGUAGAAGACGAAAAGAACCAAAAUUAUUAAUAUAACGAGUCAUCGUUAUUGAGAACAGCGUUAAAGUUGAGAACAAAAUUGUAGAUUUUGGCGAACUUGAAUCUUGAGACCCUAGCGGCCUUUGGAGAGAAGGAAAUCAAAAGCUAACGGUGUCGAAGCAACAUAGCUGAAAUAUCAAACACUACCAAGGAAAAGAGAAAGAUACACAAGUAUUAUAGUCAAACUCCAAUGAUUGAACAAACGAAAACAGAUUAGAAGUCAACUAGACAUUUUGCAUGAAAGAACAUUAAAAUAUUGAUAAAGGUUUUUAAAGAAUCAACGAGGCAUUAAACAAAACGACUUACUUUACUUUUGACAAAUUAAUUAUCUGCCAAGAGCUACCGAUCGGUUAGAUUGAGCGGAUAUUUGCAGAACUUUAUAUCAUUUAUUGGGAAAUUAAACACUUAAGUAAUGCCCUGGUGCCUCACAGUGUGCUAGGGUAUAACAAUACGACACAUUCGUAUAAGUACUCGCCCCACAGAGUGCGGCGAAUUGAGUAUACUUGAACAAGACACCAAAACCAAUACGACAAUUUAGACGAAUAGCAGCAAAACGGAAGGCGAAACUAUUAAAAGAAUAAUUCAACCUGGACUUUGUAGUUGCAUAUGUGUGAGUGCUUAUCUGAGCCUUAGCCAAUCCAACUAAAACAUUUCCAAGCAACAAGAGCAAUAGCAAUAUAACAGCAACAAAAGCAUCGAACAACGAAUAUCGACGAUUUCAAGAAGACGUGCUGCGUCAAAGUAUUGAAACCCUAACCCAAUCCAAACCAAACCGAACAAAAACAAAACACAACAACACCGAACAGAACCCAGAGCGAACACAGCGACAGCGGCCGUUGUAGAUAUUAGUAUAAAUCUAUUGUGGGAGUGUGAGCGCCGUGCAUUAGUGUUGGUAAUUGUCUGUUUACAGUUCACAUAAGUAUUAAAGUAAAUUCUACAACAAAAGCAAACAAGAAAAACUUCUGUGUGAAAGAAAGGCAAAAACUUAGCGAGCCAAUAGACGAUCCACGUACGUACACAUACACACUACAACUGCCAGCGUCGUCGUCAACUUUUGCUUGUGCCUGUGUCUGUGAGUGGUGAAUGUGUGGCUAUUGUACGCAUCCCAAAAGGUAGCAGCAGCGACGAAGGUAGCCGAGCAAAAGCAGAAGCACUGAACCAUUACGCAGCGACUUAACGGAGAAAACGACAGUAUUCACCACUAGCAAUCGCUGUCAGAGAAGCAUAACAGAGUUGGAGAUAAGCGUUUGUGUGUUUGUGAGUUAGUACCAGGUAGGACAAGAGAAAUCGAGGCAUUGAAACAGAGAGAGCUAAACUCGCGUUAACUGCGAGCUCUGAAAGAGAAUAAGGCUUUACUCAGACUGUUGGCAUCUUAUGAUGUCAUCGGAAGAGGACACAGCGUGUUUCGGAUUGUACAACGAUGAUAAGUUACUACUAAAGACGGUCACAACAACAGCAUUAUCCAAACUGGCAGAAUCCUCAUCUUCGCCGCCGUUAUUGGAAUUAGAAACCGAUUGUGUGGUAAAGCAAGAAACACCAUUACUAUUGCCACCCCCAACACCACCGUUACAGACGGCGAAGAGCGCCAAAAACAACACCAACACCAAUCAAAAUCACAACAACAAUAGUAAUAACACUAACGGCUGUAGUAAUAUAAGCAAAAUCAACAGCAUUAACAGCACAGCCAGCAACUGCACGGCUCUCGAAGAGGCACACGAAAGCGACCUUAUCGAAGACGACAACGACAACGGGAACGUCAACAGUGGCGACAACGACAACGACGACGACGAUAACGACGUCGUUGUCAUACUCGAAGGUGUCGCAAGCAGCAACGAGGGCGCAACUAAUAGUCAGAGACAGAAUCGCCUUCGUAACUGCAGCCGUAGUCGUAGUCGAAGUCGCAGUCGCAGCAGCGUCAGUGGCAGCAGUGGUGGCAAACAACAAGUCGUGCAAGUCGUGCACGUCACUGAACGAGCAAACGAAAGUAGUCCGUGUGGUGCCGUCAACAAGACAGCAACGUGCACCUCUAACUUAACAACGCGCUCCAAGUCAACAUCUGUAGUAAUAUCAUCGUCGAAAUCAAACAAAAAGAACACGUCCUUAUCGUCAUCGAGUGAAUAUCUUCUCAAUAAAAACAGUAAUUCGAAUCAUUUGAAUAGUAGUAAUAACUGUGCCAGUGCUAAUAAAAUACACGUGAACGGUAAUAGUCUUUUAGGUAUCGAGUCGAAAUUAUUUCCGGGAUUCCAAGAUAAUACAAGUCCAACGCCGUUGUCAUUGCCUUUAUCGGUUUCGCCAACGCCGUCAUCUCCGCUUUUGCCGCCAACAGCUACUGCCUUCAUGAGUAGUGCUGCUGCGGCUGUCGCGGGCGCUGCUGGAGGAGCUCUCUAUGGAGCCUUAUUGAAUCAGACAACUUCGUCGUCCAAUAAUACCAACGCUACUACUAAUAACAAUAAUAGUGCAAACGUUUCCGUAUCCGCUUCCUCAUCACCAACAGCAUCGUUGCUGUCGGGUAAUUUUACAGCGGCUCUUGGUAGCCUCUUCACAGCUAACGGUUUCGGUUCAGCAAAAAUGUUGAAUGAGCUAUUCGGUCGACAAAUGAAGCAAGCACAGGAUGCUACUAGCGGAUUACCCGCUUCUUUAGACAAUGCCAUGUUAGCCGCGGCAAUGGAAUCAGCCACUAGCGCUGAACUGUUGAGUGCAGCAGGAUUGGUGAAUAGUUUAGGCCUCAAUGCCACUAGUAAACUGCUCAAUAAUAAUACCAUAAAUAGUUUGAAUAGCUUAACUAAUGCCAGUGCGUCAGCGACUUCUGCUCUAAACAACGGCAAUGCAAUUGCUGACAAUCAGCAAUUGUUGAAUGCUACAUCUGCCUCUCAAUCGCCCAAGAACCGACGAGUGAGCAAUUGUAGUGAUCGAUCAUUGGAUGAAGUGAACUCGCGUGCCGGUGAUAUGAGCUCGCCACCGCGUGCUCCUUCUGCCAGUUCAACAUCGGUGGUACUGGGUGCUGUGAAUUCUACUGAAAGAAACUCUCCAAAUGUUCAGCAACAACAGCAACAACAACAGAACGAAUUAGCUCAUCAUAUGCUAAGAAAUAUUUUACAAGGUAAAAAGGAACUUAUGCAACUCGAUCAAGAGCUACGCUCAGUGAUGAAUCAACAACAACAGCUAGCUGAUAAUCAGAAUACGCUAAAGCAUAAUAAUAAUAAUGUGUCCGCUAACAAUAACAAUAAUUUGGAAGAUAAAGAUUCGAAUAAUGUAAUAAAUCUAUUGGAAGACACCAUGUCGGACAUUAAGAUUAAGUGCGAGCCAAAUCAGUUGCCAAAUAAUUCUGACUCUGCGACUGCAGAACGCAGGAAGUCGUCUGAUUCUGAAGUUGCCGAUUCUCAGCAGGAUGAUGACCAACAGUCUGAGGGUGAUAACAUGGAUCAACAGCACUUGGAGGAACAAGAUGAACAACCCCAUUCAAACUUAACAGUGGGAGUAACUAAAAAAGAAGCUGAUGACAUCUUAGAAGAUGUAGAAUUAAUGGGUCUGAAUUCGCGGUCCGACUUAGAGUCCUUGGCCUCACCUAGCCAGUCUGAGAUGAUGCUCUUAGAGAACAGCAAGGAUGAGUUGGAAGAAGAGCUUGAAAAGGAUGUCGCUGCUACCAUGUCCAAAAAACCAGGAAUAGAUAUGAAAAGAGCUCGUGUCGAGAACAUUGUCACUACAAUGCGUUCUAGUCCAACGUCUCACCAGUCGCACUUGCAAGUUAAUGGAUGUAAGAAACGGAAACUAUAUCAGCCACAACAGCAUGCAAUGGAACGUUACGUAGCUGCUGCAGCGGGUUUGAAUUUCGGAUUGAACCUACAAAGUAUGAUGUUAGAUGAAGAAGCUUCCAAUGAAAUGGAGUCACCCCAGAUUCAGCAAAAGCGUGUAGAGAAAAACGCUCUAAAGUCACAGUUGCGCUCAAUGCAGGAGCAACUAGCUGAAAUGCAACAAAAGUAUGUGCAAUUAUGUUCACGCAUGGAGCAAGAGUCAGAAUGUCAGGACAUUGACGAUACCGCAAGUGAUAGCAUGGAACAAGAUGACAAUGGAGGAGAUCUCUCACCAUCACCAUCUCUAACCGGUGAAUCAGGUAUAAAUGAUAAAAUUCAAACGGACGGAGAUCGACCGAGCUCUACUUCGCCUAAUUUGCCUAUAAAAUCUCGAAAGCAAUUAUCCUCGCAGAAUUCCAUAGCGCUAGAUAACGCUCCGAAUGUACUAUCACAAAUGAUGAGCAAAAUGAUGUCAUCGCGAUCACUUGUGGGGCAUCCACAUAUGCAGCAAUCAUUUAGCGGUCCAUUGCCAUUGCUGCAACAUAUGCCACAAAUGCAAGGCGACGCUGGAACUGCCCAUUUGUCUCAUCCCGCCAUAAGUAAUGCUGCCGCCAUGUACUUGGGGCAACAAUUCCUCUUUGAGCAGGAAGCGCGUAUGGCUAAAGAAGCUGCUGAGCAGCAAGAAAGACAACAACAGCAACAACAACAACAGCAACAGCAACAACAGCAGCAGCAGCAACAAGAGCAGGAACAACAAAGGCGAUUUGAACAGGAACAACAGCAACGUCGUAAGGAAGAGAAGCAACAACAACAACAGCAACAACAAGCCCAGCAACAAGCUGCACAACAACUUCAACGGCAACAUCAAUUGCAACAAUUGCAACAACAGCAUCUGGAGCAAACUACACCAACUGUAUCUAUAAACCAAACAGCACGCUCACAGCUACAUCACAAUCGAUUCCAGCAACGUCAUGCCAACCACUCCUCUCUGAAAUCCGAACUGUCGGAAAAAUUCAAUAUGUUGCGAUCGAGUUCUAAUUCGAUUAUGCGUAUGUCCGGAUCAGAUCUGGAAGGACUUGCUGAUGUAUUAAAAUCUGAAAUUACGACUUCGCUCUCUGCAUUGGUUGAUACGAUCGUCACACGAUUCGUUCACCAACGUCGUCUUUUUAGCAAACAAUCGGAUUCAGUAGCUGCAGCUGCUGAACAACUUAACAAGGAUUUGCUUAUGGCAUCCCAAAUACUCGACCGCAAGUCGCCACGUACUAAAGUUGCAGAUCGUACGCACCCUAAUGCCAUCAUCAGCAAUAAUUCCAAUAACCCCAAUUCAGCAUCAGGACAGCCUGUUGUCAGCGGAAACUCUGUGAAUGCUUCAGCAGUCCAAACAGGUAAUAAUGGUUCUCUUCUCCUAGUUAAUAAUACCUCCUCAACUAAUCAAUUAAAUAAUGGUCCAAAUGGUAAUGUGUCCACUAAUCAUCUGGGUCACUUGCAAUCCACUGUAAGUAACGGUCCCCAAAUGCAUGUUGGACCCGGGCCUGCGGUAUCAGUAGGUGGUGUGACGAUACCACAACACCCGCUCACAAAUAGCCAAGCAAACGUCAUGGCAUCCUCAAGUGGCCAGACAAAUGCGCAACACGCACAACAAAUAGCGCAAAUGUCAGCGUUGAAUGCGCAAAAUUGUCAAAGCCUCAUCGCCGCCCCGCGUCUCAAUGGCAAUCAGUUGUCGUUUCCAUCGCCGGCUGCGGCAGCAGCUGCAGCAAUGGGCCUGCAAAUGCAUCAUGCAGCAGCUGCAGCUGCAAUGACCGCAGCCGCUGCUAAUCAGCAAAAUCACAACCAACAGAUCACAAACGAUAAUUCUGGCCAGAGCCCAUUGAACCCGAGUAUCAACAUGAACUCGAAUCCAAAUACAAAUAAUACUAACAAUAGUUUAAGUACAAUUAAUAUACCACCUCCUCAUAUACGUCCUUCGCCCACAGCGGCAGCAAUAUUUCAGGCACCAAAGACACCACAAGGAUUGAAUCCGGUCGCUGCAGCUGCACUCUACAAUUCUAUGACCACCGGCGGUCCUAACCAAAUGAAUCCUUUCUGUAUGCCGGAGGCUCGUGACGUACAGCAGCAGCAACAGCAACAGCAACAACAACAGCAGCAACAACAGCAACAGCAACAACAGCAGCACCAACAACAACUGGAACAAAACGAGGCCCUUAGCUUGGUGGUAACGCCAAAGAAGAAGCGACAUAAGGUGACAGACACCCGAAUUACACCGCGCACAGUUAGCCGCAUACUUGCCCAGGAUGGAGUAGUACCGCCGAAUGCUGUAUCGGCCAACAACAUGUUAGACAACAAGUUCAUUUCCAUGGGCGGUCAACCCAAUCAACAACAACAGCCCAAUGCGAACCAACCGAAUUGUAAUGUACCAAACGCUGGCAGCAAUAGCGCCAAUGUCACGCCAGUCAACGUGAAUACCACCGGCAAUAUUGGCAAUAUCGGCAAUAAUAAUACGACGCCUGCACAGAGUUCUUCGCCACGUGCUCAAGCGCCCACCUAUCAUCCGCCGCCACCACCACCACCCAUGUUGCCCGUGUCAUUGCCCACUUCGGUGGCAAUUCCCAAUCCAUCGUUGCACGAGUCGCAAGUCUUCUCACCCUACAGUCCAUUCUUCAAUCCACACCCGCCGCAUGCGCCACCACCACCCCCGCAUGGUCCACAUAGUGGUGCGCACAACACGCCAACAGCUGCCCAAAUGCACCACAUGAAGAUGUCAUCCAGCCCACCCGGCCUCGGCGGUCUAAUGGACUCGCGCGAAUCACCGCCGCUGCCUCAUCCGCCCUCCAUGCUUCAUCCUGCCCUGCUAGCUGCUGCGCAUCAUGGCGGCUCACCCGACUACAGUGCGCACUUACGUGCCGCUAUGGACGCACAAGACCGCAAUUCGGAUUGUAAUUCGGCCGAUAUGCAGUUCGAUGGCAUGCAGCCAACAAUAUCAUUUCUGAAGCAGCAAAUGAUCAAAAAUAGCGACUCCUUGACACCAAUGCACUCGUCAACACUUACACCAAUGCACCUGCGCAAGGCGAAAUUGAUGUUCUUCUGGGUGCGCUACCCCAGUUCAGCAGUACUCAAGAUGUACUUCCCGGACAUCAAAUUCAACAAGAACAAUACAGCACAAUUGGUGAAAUGGUUCUCAAACUUCCGAGAAUUCUACUAUAUCCAAAUGGAGAAGUACGCGCGUCAGGCGGUGACUGAGGGUGUCAAGUGCGCCGAUGAGCUUCAUGUUGGCGGAGACAGCGAGUUGUAUCGGGUUCUGAACCUACAUUACAACCGCAAUAAUCACAUUGAGGUACCGCAAAAUUUCCGCUUUGUGAUAGAACAAACGCUGCGCGAAUUCUUUCGCGCCAUCCAAGGUGGCAAAGACACCGAACAAUCGUGGAAGAAGGCAAUCUAUAAAGUCAUAUCUCGUAUGGACGAUGCAGUGCCCGAGUAUUUCAAAUCGCCCAACUUUUUGGAACAAUUGGAAUAAGAGGAAAGUGAACGCAAUCGCGUUAUUCACAUGCUUCGCACAAAUUUGAAACGCAAAUCCAAAUCAAAUAAAUCUUCGAAAGUUUUAACGACAGGAAUCACAACAACAGGCACAACAGCUGCAGCAACUGUGCACUCAACAACCGAACCAAUGACAACGUUCGCAGCAAACGCAGUUACAGCUACAAUUACGCCAACUAAUGCAGUAGCAAAUUUAGCCAGCGUCGCUGCAGGCACAGCAUACCAACAAAAUUUGACGAGUAUAAAUUAAGUUGAACCUAAUAGUUUUGAUUUCCAUACCCCUAAUUAUAAAUAUUUGUUUAUAUGGAUAUACGAAAAUCAUUGCGCGAAAUUGACAAACAUGACGGCAAUUCAGAAACGACAUUACAAUUGACAUCAAACGAUUGCAUUUAGGCUUUUAAGGAAUACGAAAAAUAUAUGUUAUAUUCAUGUAAUGACGUUAAAGGCGUAGCCAUCUUUCUAAGCAAUAAACGCAAAAAAAUGCGAUUGCGAAGGGUGUGGCCAAACCAGGUUAUAAUGAAAUUUCGAACGAACAAAUUCCGACGAAUAUAUUAAAAGAUUUCGACAAAACGAUGAAGGUAAUUUAACAAGAUGCUGCAAGCAAAUCCUAAACUAAACUUCGCAAAUAUUUAUUAUUUUCACAACACUCGAAUACAUUCUCGCAACGCGAAUUGCGUUCACAAAAGUAAAAUAGACAAAGUAAAAGACGCAUAAAAGCAAACGAAAGGUCCUAAUUGUUAACGAUUGUUGGGUAUUUUGCAAAUCACUUCGGCAUGAUGAGCAACCAGAAAAUUUCAGCUUUAUUUUAUUAACAAAUAUGAAGAAAAACACAAUUCAUUAACGAUGCAUUCAUUCACAUUCUUCACUUUGAAGAAUGGCACCACAGCUUUAGCAACAUACGAAUACACACAACUCCCAAUACAUACGUGUAUAUACAUAUGCAUUACAUACUACACUUGCACAAACCUAUUAACAUUCAUAUAUUCAUACAUAAACAAUUGCCUUAUGUGACGUAAAUCGGGUAUUGAGAACCACUAAGUUCAUUCUCAAAGAGACACCACAAAAAUCCAAACAAAAAACGCACACAUAUACAUAUAUACAAUACUUAUUUACACCAGCUAUAACCAGUAUAGUGUAAACUGCAACUGCUAGAAAGAGACAAGCGUUAAAUUCCGAUCAUAACUUAAUGUGUUAUUCAGAAAUUUAAACCCAUCUUAACAAUAUACAUAUAUUGAGAUUAAGUUUUGUUUGCACACACCUACGUACUCACAAUCGGUAUAUAUUAAACACAUAUAUAUAUAUGUUAAAUAUAUAUAUGUAUUACAUGUCUAAACACUGGCAUUAUAAUACGGAGAAGUGACAUUUAUUGGUGUUAUUUGCCCACCGUUACGACACGAGUAGCUCAAAAAAUAGCCGGAAAUGUACCUAAUCACAAUUCACGAGCAAACACCGCGCUAAUUGUGACUAUGUUCAUUUCCGGUUAUCGAUUACACUUACACAUACAUUUUCAUUGAAUGAACGCCCAAAAUGGCUGCCUACAACGUCGCUGCUUACUCGCUGUAAUGUUGGCUUGCAUAUAUACGUUAUGUUAGUGUGAAUUGACGCCGACGUUUUUACAAUAUUCACAGUGAAAGUAAAGGCCUUUCUUGUAAAAAAUAUUCUACUUAUCAAAUGCUACUUUCGUAGUAGUAGUUUCUACUACCAUUUAAUAUGUCAUUGUCGAUGAAAUCAUUUUCUAUAAAAAAGGCCUUACGGUAUUUUUUCCAGAGUUGUGUUGUUUUCUUUUUAUUAUCUUCUACUUUGCACCAAUAUUGACACCUGAACUCACAAUUACCACAUUUUAAGUAUUUAUACAUACAUAGUAGGGCAACACAUUGUACACGUUUACACUAGUCUUUUCUUAAUUUUAAACUAGUUAAUAUGAAGUAAUUAAGUUUAAGUUGAAAGCACUUUUUUAUCAUUUUAAAAUGUUUAAGCUGUAUAUAUGCAUCUAGUUAUAGCGUUGCUUAAUUAUUAAGUUUUCAAAGAUUUGCCUUUAAUUUAGCAACCAUUAUAUUGUAUAAUAUAUUAUUUAUUCGAUUAAACCAAAUAUAUGUAACAUAAAUUGAUUUGAUGCGUUUUCUAGUUAUUUCGAAUUUUAUUUAUUUAUUUUUUUAUUUUUUUGCGCAAUUUCAAACAAAAUAUUAAUAGAUAGCGGGGGGAGCGUUCUAGCAUUAUAUAGAUGUUGGCUUUCACUAUGAAUUUUUUAGCAAAAUUCAAUUGUUCAAAGAUUUUGAACGCUAAAUUGUGUUUCAACAGCGGUUUCCACUUGGCAGACAACAAUAGACUUUCAGUUGGAUUUGUAUCAUACCUUUCUCUAACAUACCGAACUAUACUUCCUUCACAAGAGGCUUAACUUCAAAAGAAGGAGAAGUUCAAUCAAAAAAUAAUAUUUACAAUAUAUUUUUCAAAUUCGCACUUCUUUAGAAAAGCACAUCUAUCACCGACUGUAAUACAGUUUACUGACAUAAAGCACUGAUUUCGUGUUAGACAAAGUAUAAAAUAGUUUCUAUCUGGGUUCUAGGAGCUGUCUGUUAACAUCGAUGUUUUCAUAUAGUUGGAAGUUCUUUACAAUUAAUUAAUAUCAUUAUUUCCUUACAUUCAUAAACAUUUUACAAUUCCAUCCUUUUUCAUAUUUUUGUUUCGCAAUAAGUUGUUUCAGUUUUGUGUACAUAAGCAUUGGUAUUAUAAAAUCGUCGGAUCGCACUAAUAUGUAUAUACAGCCAAUAAAUGGAGUUCAAGCACUUCACAACAACAAUUCAACGAAGUGGGUGGAAAAAAAAAUGUUUUUUGUAAUUGGUAAUUGGUCAGAUUUGCGAAACAAAGAAAAAGCAUAUAAAAUUUGUUAGCACGCGGUAAGUUUCCUUGUUGUAUGUCCUGAAAGUGCUUGAAAUUUUUACAUGUUGUUGUAAAAAUAUUUAAACGACAAAGCGGAGAGCAACAGCAACACUGUUUGAAAAUUUAAACUCAGAAAUUAAUUAUAAUUAAAUGUAGAACGUUUUUGACUUAUCAUUUAUUUGUAUGCUAAGUUGGUUUAAGUGAUUUAAUACAAAAAAAUAGUUAUUUUUGUAUUGUUUUAUGCAGCUGCAGUGACAAAUUUCGUAUCUCAAUCGUUAAUUGUUAAUGCCUUUACUAAAUUUAUGACAUAAAUAUAAACUGAAAUAUGUUUCUUUGGCUUAAAACUUAAUUAUAAACGAAAAAAAACUACAAAUGUAACUGAUUUUGUGAUAAAAAUUCGAGGAGAACUCAUUAUGAUUUCGGAACAAACCAAUAUAGGCGCCUGCCGGAGUUAUUUGGAAUUACAACUCCCGGGCGUUUAUACAAAAUUCUUUUGUAAAAAAUAGUUAAUUGAAAUUUGGAAAACACUAUGUUAAAGAAAAAUAAUAAGAAAAACUUUUAGGAAAUUUUAAGGCAUUUUAACAAUAAACGUCAAGGAGACAAAAGAAAGAAACUAAAUUAUAACACAUGAAAUGUUUGGAUGAAACUUUAGGCAAAAUUUAUAUACGAUAUUAUUUGAAAAUUUGACAAAAAUCGAAAAUUCCUAAAUUCAAAAUUACUGCAAAUGAGAAUGCAUUAGAAUAAACGUAUGUAUUUACUCAAGUUUAUUUAAUACUUUAGUUAAUUUAUUUCUCGCUAAACUUUAAGUUGUUGAAUUGAUUUAAAUUUUUUUUAAGAAAUAUAUAUGUAAACAUUAGUAUUUAGAAAGAAAAAUCAAUACAUAGAUUUUCAAAAAAUGUAUGUAUGCAAGUUAAAGACCAUAAAUUUUGUUUGUAUUACUGGCAGAGGAGACUAAGAAAAUAUUUUAGAGUGCUGUCAGUGUGCAAAGUUAAUGCAUUAAAUAAACCGCAACCUAAUAGCAGUACAGUACAAAUGCAAGUACGCGCAUACAUACAUACAAACAAAUAAUGUUACAAUAAGUACAAUAUACGUUGAGUUUGAAGCCUAAGCGACUCUCAGUAUAAGUGAGCUACAAUCAUUACUACAACAAUACAAACAUGCUUACAUAAUUUUAUUACAAUAAAAUAAUUAUAUGCACACACACUCACACAAAACAUUAUAUUACAUAUUUAUACCAAAAAAUAAAACAUACAUAUAUAGUUUACCUAACAUUUUAAGUUACUUAAUUAAAUUACGAUUACUACAUAAGUUUAAAAUAAAUACAAACAACAAAAGAACUAAAUGAAAAGAGAAACAAAAACAAUACAACAAUAAAUACAAAAAUACAUGAACAACAAAAUUUGGCUAUUUUCUUUGGUUCUUAAAUUAUGUUUCGAAAUUAUUUUUCCAAGUAAACCAACACACAAAGUACACGAACGAAUUAUUUUAUGGUAUAUUUGGCGAUAACUGUAGCUGGAUUGGUUUAACAUUGUCAUACAGAAUACCGUAUUCUUGAAUUUGACCACCUUAUGCGGCUUGCAGUCCAAGGUUAAGUGAUUAUUAAAUUGGAAAACAAAAAUUAUUGUGGUUAAAGGCUAAGAAGAUGGGAUUUUUAGUGUAGCCGCAGCAACUACUCUUCGAAAAUUUACAAAUAUUGUUUAACGUAAAGCAUGAAGUAUGAUCGAUAAUUGGCCAACACAUCUUGAUACCGCAAAAACUAAAAAUUUAUUAUAUUUAUUUAUUUUUUCAAUUGACGAAUUGAGCCGAAAACGAAUAAUUUAUAGUGUUUUUCGAAUGUUUCCAAAUAUGUUCUACAAAUAUUAAUUAAGAUUUAAUAUUAUUUUUGGUAAGCCAAACGGUCAAGCGAUAGAGUUCCCAUAGUCAUAUUUAGAAGCAAGCAAAACAUUUUGGAAUUCUUCGGGUAAAACUUCGAAAUUCUUUUUGUUUUCCAUAUAAGACUUUUAGGAUUAAAAAUAAAUGAGCAUUUAACUUAUUGUCGGGAAACCAUAGAAGCUGAAUUCGAUUUGUCGUAAUUCUCAGGAGAUCCUAAAGGGAUCUACAGAUUGUGACAACUUUAACAUUAAACGGCUUUAGUGGAUGCGGAUACAUAUAAACAUGUCAAUACAAUAGCCCAUAACUAUUUUAAAUAAUUUGAAAGCAACUCUAGAAGCGUCACUGUUUACAAAACAUUUAACUUAUUGCAAAAUAAUAUUUUAUAGAAAAAUAUAUAUAUUUGGCUCGAUUCAUUUCUAAGUUUAGUUUAGUUUGGAAUGUUUUGGCAAAAGAAGUUUUGCAUCCAAUUCAAAACUACAAUUCAUUAAUUAAUGGCGGUCUAUAUUGAAAUUCAAUAACACACUUUAACAUUUCAUAUUUAUAGCAAUGCAGUUUACACUUUAAAAGCGGAAUAUUCAUUAAUAUUGUAUUCUAAUCAAACACAAAUAUUUCAAUACACGGACUGCAUUCAUAUACAUUUAUUUGAACGCAAAAUUUCGAAAAUUUAAUUCUUUGGGCAACAAAACAAAACAAAAAUAAGUAAACUAAAAAUUUUAACCGGAGUGUACAGUAACCCCGUUUGUAACCAGACAUCAGCAUGAGCGCAGUAUCCGGUAUGAGGAGCACUAUUAAGUUCCCACAAAAGGUACGAAAAAGUGUUCAACAUCAACCAACACGAAAAAAUGCCAACUGGUUACAAACUAAAUCAAACCUAAGAAUUACGAAUAAAUAACCGAUGCGGUCGUCAUAAACAACAAAACCAGCAAGGGCCUAACACCAGGAAAACUAAAACUACAAUAAUUACGAAACUUACAAACAAUUAACAAAGACAAGGUAAUAUCCGAAACCCCCAAAAUCGGAGAGCAACCAUUAUCUGCAAACAUAGCAUUCAAUAUACAUAAUCGUACAUACACUCACAACUACAAUAUUUAAUAUACAUAUAUGCAAUACAUAAUUGGAUACUUUGUACAUAAAAAGUAAUAGACAAAAAAUUAAAAAAAAAAAAUUAAAAACAUAUAAGCAAGCUGAAUAAUCGGGAGAUAAUAACGGCAUAAAAGACCUAGUAUGAAAACUCUUUUAACUAAAAGCGAUGACAGAGUAGUCAAACGAACAAUGCGGUACUGUAUUAGCCACAUUUUUAUAUAAAGUGAAAUCACCCUACAUCCAUCCAUGAGCUCCUUUAAAAUCCCACACAAUAUCCCGCAAUGUUCCACUCAAAAUAAUUACAAAAUAAUUAACCAUUUAAUACCGUAAAUUUAGUAAUUAGUAAAUUAAAAUGAUAAGCAAAUUAUAAACACUCAACUGAAAGCAGAGAAACAUAAAGGAAAAAUACUCCGUUAACGGCGUUCAUUGUGCAACACAAACAGUUUCAAAGUUGUUUCAACCAAUUUUGGAAAACUACAAACAGUGCAUAUAUAUCAUGUAAUUGAGAACUGUCAGUUAGAUGAGGCCAAAACAAAAGCUAACGGUUCUCCAAUUUUGGCAACACAAACAGUUUCGAUUACAAAAAUGCUAAGCGAAAAUAAAUACACACAUAAGAGUUUACAACAAAUGGAUGCAUGAAAUUCAUAAGUUUACUUUUAACAUUUCAUUUCACAUUCAACAUCCUGAGUUAGAAAAAGUCUGAUCACAUGAAGCGAUAAUUAAAGAAGUAAAAAAAGAAACAAACAAAUUCAAAACCAAAAAGAAUUAAUGAAAAACUUACGAACUAAUGCUCGUACACAAAGAAAGAGUCUCGUUAUAAAAAGCAUAAAAUAAGAAACAUAAAGAAUUGCGUUUUUUUAGUAGCAAACGCGAUUCGAUUCGAAAUUGUACAACUUUGGCGAAACCACACACACACUUUUGCAAAGCGGACAAGUCAAACGAAAUUUAAAUGAUAAAGCGUGUGGAAUUUUUAUCACUUAUUUGGCAAGAGUAAAAAAAACUAAAUAUUCUUGGAACAAAGUAACAAAAAAUAACAACAAAACAGAAACACAUUUGAAAAGAAAUCCAUUGGACCCACGUAAGGGGUUAAUCUUCUGUUCAAUACGCAAUAGAGAGACGCAGUGUGCACAGGCAUACCACACUGCGUGCUCAACCAGAAUAAGUUUUGAGAAAAAUGUAUGUAUACAAAUUUUACUUUUUGACUGUGCGUUGCACUGGUCCAACAUUACGCAUCCUUUUUUCAACUUGAGUUUCAUUUAUUCAACAAAAAUUUUCAUUUCAACAGAUACAAAUUAAUAAUAUAUAGUAAAACAUAACAAAUCAUAAAUUAACAAAAUUAGAAAGGCGCUAUGUGACAGCUGUGUCUUGGAUACCUUCAACUUUACUUUUCAUUAUAUAUGUACAUAUAUAUUUUUUCCCGUAAUUCCUAGGUGGAACAUAGGGCCUCAUUUCAAUGCGUCCAGCUUUCGCUUUCUCUGCUACAGAGUUUUUCUACUAAUGUCUGCAUUGUUUCUCAAAAUUAUUUUCAUUCAUUGCGUUAAAAUUAUUAACCAAAUUAUUGUGUAUAUUUCCUUUAAUCAAAAAUUUUAAUAUGAAAUAUAAUUGGCUUUAUUUAAAUAAUUUUUGUAAGAUGAUUUGAAUAUUAUGAAUAUAUAUACUGAUCUUAAGCGAUCCAAGCUGUCUGCACUAGCGCCAUUUAAAUUGUGGAGCAUAAUAUUUCGGCUGUCAAACAAAUUCGAAAUUCAACUGAUAUAUAUUCAUAAAACACGAAAUGAAAAAACAAAGUUGCAUAAAGGCACUAAAAAAAUAGCAAAACCACGGCAAAUGACACAAGUAAAACAAGACAACUAGUAGUUACGACAACAACAGAAAAAUGAAAACAUUGAAAAUAUUGAAAAGAACUGCUACACUUAAGUCGUUGAAUUUCAAGUUAAAAGCGUAAAACAAUAUUUGCAACCGCUCAACAGUUGCAGAAAAUAAAAAACAUACAAAAAUAAUAAUUUUCUGAAUUUAGUUUAAGACAACAACAAUAGCCCAGGGGAACAUUCACAACUCGAAUGUGAUAUUUUUAAUUUUCUCAACAAGAUGUUUAACAUACAUAUUUACAAACAUAAAAACAAUGUUUAUGCAACUUAGAAACAAAACUCCAUAUUGAAAUCCUAUAAUAUAUAAUUUAAUAUAACAACUCAAAACAAGUUGAUGACAAUACGAAGUAACCAAUUGGAACUUAAACAAAGCACAACUCCGCCGAACCGAAGGUUCUCCGGCCAUGUGCGUAUCAUAUCAAGCUCUUAAUUUCAAUGUUACUCCAUCCUGAUUUCGUGUAUUGUAAUAGAUGUGGUUAAAGAUCAACAUAGAAAAAAGUAUAUUAAAUAGUAAAGAUUUCAUAUACAAAAAAAAAAAAAAAAAAACAAAACAAAACAGAAAAUAAAAAAUUAAAAGAAAUAUUAAUAGACUUAAACAAACGAACUGUGGACUUGGAUCUUGGAUCCGAGGACAUGGGAAUACUGUGCCAUUUUAGUUGCAAUAGUGAAGAAUGUCGUACAGUGGGACUGUUGGGGGCUUUUCCUUGAACGCCAUUGACGGCAUUUCAAAACCGGAAUAAUUUAUAGUACAAUUUUAAAAAUACCAACAUAAAGUUUUAUAAAGCAAUUUAUAUUUUUAUACUAAACGAACAAAUAGCAUUGAAAUACAGUAAAGAAAUACGAAAUAGAAAGAAUUUAUGAAUGUCCAAUUCCCAUGAGAGGGGAAUUGAAGUUACGAUGUGAUUGCAGAGAGUUAGCCAUGAAUAACUUAAUACAAAACAAUAACUGAUAAAUAUCAUAAUAUAUGCAUGCAACACUAAAAAACGAAGACUUUUAUUUUCGAAUUAAUUUUUUUAGUUUUUUAACACAACAACCAAUUUAUUCUCAUUUGAUUUUCGCUCUUUGAAAGAGCAUAAGAAACUGCAAGAAAAAUGCUGCGACGACGAAAACUGAAUGGCUUGCAAAUGAAAUGCAGAAAAUACUAGAAAAAAAAUAUUAAAAAAAUUAAAAGAGUUUAGCAUAAUAACAGCAAACAUGGUCUAUUGCCGCUCGCCGUUCAGUUUCCGCGUCGUGUGCUACAUGAAUAACAGCAUGAAUUACAUAAAAUUCUAUAAAAACAAAGCAUUAACUACAAGAAGACCAACUUCAAACAUCAGCAUAAAAUAAGUGAUAAAAACGCUGUUAAUUUAGUAUAUUUUAGCAUAUUCGAUUUUAUUUGAAGCAAUUUCACAAUUGAUCAAUAAUUGGAAAACAUGUGUACCACAAGCAGUUGCGUGACAAAAACUGGCAAUUUUUUCGUAUCUACUCACCGUUAGUGUCUUGGGAUGAUUAAAGCAACAAACCAAUAUGAUUUCCGUUAAUAAAGUUGUCAAAGAAUUUUAAUACAACGACAACGCUGCAAACAUUUUGAACGAAUAUUUAGUUUUCGGUUAUUUUUUUUGCAAUAACUACUUAACUUACUUACAUACAUAUAUACAGAUAUAAAUGUUUUGAUUCAAUGCUAUGGCAGUCUGAUGGGGUGGGAAGAAAUACAAUGACUUAUUGGUCAUACCGCUGGCAUGGAGUAAACAGCAAAGUUGCAACAAUUUUUUGGUUUGCACAAACAAAUGAAAUAGCAAUAAACUGAUGAGAAUAAUAAUAAUACGUAAAUUAAGCAAUGCAAUAGCCCAGUGACUUAGAUAUAAUUUUUAUAAGCAGGUGCACAUCAGACAACUCAAAUAAACCGCCGAGUGUCUGAGUGCACUACGACAGGUACAAACUACAUAAACCAAAUAAAUUGGCAAUAAUAAAUUUUUUUCCACGCGAAUCUUUUGCUGUCUUUACAAAGUGCCAAAGCGCUUGGCCAACAAGUCUGUAGGUGCAUAUGCCCCCUUAGAAUAUACAUACGAAGAAGCACAAGCACUCAACCGAUGCUUGACAGACGCCAUACGCAACAAAAACAAAUACCGCAAUAGUACAAUCACAAUGUAUUUAUAGUAAAAAGUAAAAAAAAAGAAGUGAUAUAAUAGAAAUAUAUAUAAACACAACAAUAGCCCAGUGAAGUUUUCAAUACAGAAGCAUUUUCAGUUCAGUUGCUAUCGCAUACACAUACACCUAGUGGGCGUUACAAAAAAUUGUCAGCACGAGAGUAAAAUUUGAAAGUCCAAGAAAACAGGAUUUGCCAAAUAUGAUUGGUUAAAUCUUCAGUAGCAAACGAAAAACGCAAUAGCGCAAUAAGCUGCAACAACAAAAUGUACGCCGAAAUUUCGUGUAAAAAGAAAGUUUGAGAUCUAGAAAAUCGAUAACCGACAAUUUGAAGAGAUCGAUAAGUAUGUUUUCUAUUGAAAAAAUUGGUUUUUCAAUUAAAUGAUAAUAGAAGUAAUCAUGCCAAAAGUAUAACACAAUUCUUAAGACGUAACUUAAUAAAUUGUGUAAAAUGAGUGCAUAAAAACACAUUAUCUACAUAUAUUAUAUACAGAGACUGCAAACAAAUGUGAUCAGAUAUUUUAAUAGUUUAUGUAUAAAAACAAAACAGUAAAAAAUAAAGCAACAUACUAAAGAAGAAAACAGUAUGAAAAGUAAUAAAUAAUAAAUAAAUUAGCGUAACACACAGUGUACACUUCUACGUACAAACAAAUGUAUAUUGAAAUAUUGAAAUAUUGAAAUUGUAAGUGAAAAGAAGAUGUUCAUUCUAAAACAGCCAACAGCAAAAUCAAAAUCUAUAGCAUUUCAAUAAAAAAUAUAUGAACAGCAAUUUAUAUGCGUACAUACAUACAUAUAAACUAAGUCAAUAUUAACACAUAAGUGAGCCAAUUGCAAACGUUUUGCUUAUAUUUUACAAUAGCAUAUCAAAGAGUAGGCGCUCCUUCAUAGCCUAUCCAAAGGCGCAACAGUGCUUGGGAACGGCUGAGCGCCGAUCAAUUACCAAUUCAUUUUACAAUAGCUAACGGUAUAUGGCACAUCUGAGAGUCAUUUAACGAAGGUGCAAUUGUGCUGCGUUCGCUAGGUGAAUCGAAGACGUGCCAUUGCCAUAAGGGAACCAAGGUGAUUGAAGCUGGCUGUGUAGCACCCACUUGUUGAGUGUGGCCUCGGCAAGCUAAACAAUCGAAGUUACAACAAUCAUAUUGCUUUCAAAUAUGCUUAAGUUGUAUUAAUACAAUAACAAAAUUUUAUGUUCGAAAUGUCAAUGCAAUUGUUUUUUCUUAAUUUCAAAAAAGCAAACCGAACCCAAAAGUUUUGUUAAUAUUGAAAUGGGUUUCAACACAUGUGGGGAAAUUAAGUGCUGUGGUUUCACGUUUACGUGAAGGUGCAUGUGAGACAAGUUUACACUUCAAAUGCAAAAAAAAUUCACUGAACUUCCACAGCUUUUCUGAGCUUUCACUAAUUCAGAUGGCACCACCAGCACUUUCGACAAGCGCUGUAGGAAGAGGAAAAAACAAACCAACAGUAAAUCAACGAAAAUCAAAAAUUAGGAGUCAUAUAAUCACAUUUACAUUAUAUUAUAUGAGUUUAUAUGUAUUCAGUUCCAACAACAAACACAUUGGCCCUUAACAACUUUUGUUUGAAAUGAAAGAAGUUUUUAAAAAACAAAAUAAACAAUUUAUUAUUUCCAACAAUAGUGCCGAAAUAUUUCUACAAAGAAUAUUAUUAUGAAAUAAGCAUUUUAUAAGGUUAAUGUGUAGUUAAAGAAAUUAACAACAUAAGACAAGCUAAUGAUACAAGAACUUAAUUAACAAAAUACAUAAAAAAACCGAAAACAAAAACAAAAUAGAAAAACUAAAAAUGCUGCAUGCAACUGAACAUUGGCAGCUUUGAAACUGUUUGUGUGCAAAUUCCACAAAAGGGAGUGAAUUUUCUAAAAAAAAUUAUUAAUGCAAAUAAGUGAAGAAACACUAAUAUACAGUCAGUCAUUUGAACACUAACAGACACCAAAUAACACAUCCAUAUAUAACAAUAUUCUUAAUAGGUACGUAGGUAAAGUAAGUAAGUAUACAUAAAAUAUUAUUGCUUGCCAUAUAAACAGUAGUUGAUAUUCGAAAUUAAACGAGUUGAGAGAAAUAUGCAUUUUUAAGCGAAAUAAUUAAAAGCUAUGCCAAUUAGCAUUACCACAAAAAUUCGAUACUAUCAAAUAUGUUAUAGAAGUUAUCAUUUGCCAAUGUUAAGUUGUUAAUUUAAACUCAACGUUAUCAAAAAAAUUGUGGAACAUUUCAGGCAGCAUUAAAUAAGAAUUCAAUAAAUUAUGUUAUGAUAUAAUUUUCAAGAAUUCUACAAGUACAUGGCAUAUGAACUUGUGUUUCAAAAUCCACUUUAAUAUGAAAAAAUUUUAUGUCGCUUAAAAGCAUGUGCCACGAGCGAUAUUCCAAAUCAGCACACACUCUCUCUCUCUCUCAAUUUGCAAUAAAUGAAAAAUAAAUUCAUUCCUACCUUAACUCAUAUUACAUAAGACAGCAGAAAACAGAAAACAGAUAUCAAAAUAAUAGAUUCAUUUAUGUAUAAUCUAAACGCAUUGGCAAGGCAAUGCAAUACACAAAAUAUAACCAACCAGCAGGACAGAAAUACUACAAUGGUUGCCCAAAGAGAAGCGUACAGCAAAUAGUACAGUGAACCACAAUGACAUUGGAUUAAGUUCAGCACACCCAAUUACUCGAUAAUAUCAAAACACACAAAACAAAAAAAAAAAAUAAAACAAAAAACAAAAUAUGAUAAAACAAGUAUUUACUAAAUCCGAUAUGAGCCCUUCCCUCAAUAAAAACGUAUAUAUUUACUAAAAAAAAAUCAUCAUAUAUGCAGCAUUAAUAACUUAAUGAGACCACGUAACGAAUAAGAUUCGUCACGCCACUAACACACCCACAUAAUACAUAUAAACAACUAAUAGUUUAACAAAAGUUAUUAUUUGCAUGUUCGAGCGAAACCUAUGAACACAUUUUAGGCAAAAAAUCAUUAGAAAUUCUGGAAAAAUAUUUUUCAAUCAGAUCGUUUAUAAAGCUGGCGUCAAGCCGUCAUUUCGAAGUAAUAAAAAAAAAAUAUGUCUUCAUUUGAAUAUCUUCACGAACUAUAUAAAAACAGGCAUACAUAUGUGAACAGUAUAAUACAGAAGUGUCGCCAUUUAGCAAUCGCCAACACGAAAUAUCAUAGUUUAUGGACUUCAAAUCAAAUAUGGAUGUCGUUCUGUGUAUGUAUCAGAAUUCAAAAAACAAAAAAAAAAACAAAAAACACAAGCUUGUUGUAUAACUCCUGUUAAGACAUUUCUCUAGCAUUUUUACAUUAGUACAUACACAUACUAUACAACGAUUGAAGUUAAUAGUAAUUUCAUUUGAAAAAUCGAAGUGUUUCAUAAAAUAUGCGAACGAUUGAUUCUCUUUGCACACGAAUUUGAAAAACAUAAAAAUCACAAAUAAAUAACCUAGAAUGCACGAAAUUACGUAUUUUGGCUAAAUGAAGUUUAAACACCAAGCAAUUCCAGUUUGGCAGGGCCUAAAUUAAAAUUUAAUGCACUUAACCUAUGUUAAAGACAAUUCUGUAGUCGUUGGAUCAGCUAUCCUUGCACUGCUGAGUCGGAUACUCUAUUUAUGAAGUGGCUACCGAGGUACAUACAUAUGUAAGUACGUUCAGUAUGCUUUUAAACUUUCGACGGUUUCCUUUGGGUUCUCGUCAAACUGGAAUUGUGUGUAUUGAAUAUGUAAAUGUUUAAAUUUUUAACACUUACCUAAGUAAUAUUAUUUUCUUUUAGACAUUUAUUUGCUUUUCGGUUUUUGUUACAUAUUUUUUCUUUUCAAUUCCCUCAUGAAUUUCGUAUGAAUAUUAACACAAUUUAGAAGGCAUUGUACAUAUAUAUAUAUAUGUAUGUAUACAAUGUAUAAGUUUUGAUGAUAAACGUUUCGGCUUGAAAUAAAGAUUUUGGCAUAAAUUCGUUUUAUUAGAUAGAUCAAGAAACGAAGGAGAAAUUUAUGAUAAAAUAAGUAAUAUUAAUAUAAACUUGCGUGGACUUAAAAUAAAAUCAAAUAAAAUAAUAUAAAAAAUAAAUACGCAGAAGUGGCUUCUGAACUAAUAGGUAAGAGUGAUAAUAGAGUACUUUUGAUAAUAAAAAAUUUAAAUCCUGGACAUAACUUUGGCAAAUCUUUGUAACAAAUGCGGACAUUUAAAAGCGACGAAUAUUCCCGGAUAAAGCGAUAAAUAACAAAUAUAUAAAACAAAAAACCAAAAAUGUGACAAAUUUGAAAUGAUUAAGAAAACGUAAGAGAUUACGGAAAUCUACCAGCGACCGGAUAUACAUAACAGAUGUCGAAAAGCGCGACAUCUACUGCUUAAGGGCGUCGUUAGAGGGUGUAUGCACAAAAAAACAUGAAACUAAAUGUAGUUGUACUAAUUUAAAUGAAUUAUAACCUAAAUUAACUUAAAUUAAUAUGUUUAGGUAUAAGAUGUAAAACUAGUAAGAAACACGAGAACUUUCGGUAAUGUUCCUAUAUAUUAUAUGCGUAUAGAGAGUAUACAACAAAUUAAAGGAAAUUGACAAUUUAGACGUACAUUUAGGCACUUUAGGUACAUUUUCGGACUUGAAUGUUGGAGAAAAAAAUAAAAACAAAAACAAAAACAGCGUAAAAUAAAAUAAAAAAGACAAAUAGAAAUUUACAAAAUUUUGAUGGAACAAAAAUGAGCAAAUGCUAUUUGAUAUAAAAACAUAUAAAUUUGCAUAACAUCCUCUGACGUGCAGCCGCGACAUCUAAUAUACUACAGCUCAACAUGUUAGCCGAACAUAAUACACUGCAAUUCCAGCUAGUACUCGUUAAAUACAAUUUACAGAAAAUCUGUGAAAAUGUGCAGAAGUAAACAUGAAAUAUGCAAUAUUAUAAUUUACAGGCAGAAUUCUUCAUCUUUUCUUAAUUUACCAGCUUUAGUUUUGUUCGAAUCCCGUUGAUGACACAACAAAUCAAACGCAAAAUACAGAUUUUUACUAGAAAAUGUUGACUUUCUUUACUUCACAUUACGAUGACGUUAUGAAUUAUUAAAUGUACUUUUAUCAUGACAAACUUAGCGGAAGAGCGUAUAAUUGGAACUCGAUUUACAAAAAAUGUAGCAUCAAAAAUGAAUAUACAAAAAAAAGUUCUGGAACAUAAAUUCAGGAAACCUCUCGGCCACCUUUGGAUAAUUCUCUCUCGGUGUAAGUCAAGGACAAAAACAUUCAAAAACUCUAUUCAAAAAUUAUAACAAAAAAAGCUAAAAUUAAAAUUAAAAGCAAAGCCAAAAACAAAACUCAAAAAUUACUUAAAAAAUUACAAAAUUUUGGAAGUCAAAAUUUCGUAGAAACAAAAUUUGUGGAAAAGCGCUGGAAAAGUUGAGAUGCAUUUUAUGGGCAAAUAUGAGGAACUAUGGAAAAAAUUUAAUAUAUCACGAAAAAAGUACAAGCUUAUUUUAAGCACCUUCGCGCCUUAUCUUUAAGAAACAAAAAUAAACGACAUAAACACUAAAAUUAAAAUAAAAACGAAAAAACCCAAAAUAAAUUAAAUGAAUAACAAAAGUGUAAAUUAUUGUGAACAAUCUAAAAGAAAACAUUUUUUGAAUCCCAAAGCGAACAAAAGUGAUUUCAAGAAAUGAAAUUUAUUUCAAUUUAUUUAACGUACUCUGGUGAACAAAAAUUAAAGUUUCGAUGUUAAAAAUCAAUUCUAAUUUGCGUUUUUAUACCGUUUUCGCAUUGACUCAAUUGUUUAGAUAAACCACAUAAAAAUUUCUCCAAAUCAUUUUUCUCAUUCAACUAGAUUACUACCAUUUCUGCGAACAAAUAUAGCAACUAAAUUAUCAAAACAAAAUAUCUGCCUUAAAUUAUAUUUUCAACAAUUGGAAUUAAAACAACUAAACAAUAUAACUCAACAAACAAAAAUAGCAGUCUAAAAUCAACAACAAUAAGGGUAACCGUUAUACCCAUGUAAGCAAACAAAAUCACUAGUAAUCGCAACGAUUCCAAAAUAAAAGCACAACCAAGUGAACGACAAAAUCCAAACCAAUUAAUAACAACAAUAAGCCAGCCAAAAUUAGCGAAAUCUCAGCAAAAUUCAAAAAUUACCGUAAUCGCAAAAUUAUCAAAAAAUAUAAUAGAAAUGAUGGAAAUAAAUCAAAAACAAAAAACAAACAAACCAAGCAAUAAAUAAACGACAACUUUUGCCGGCGACUGAGCCUCUUCGUUGAAUACUGAAAGGCCCAGCGGGGGAACUCGCAAGCUAAGCGAAAGCGAUAGCCAAUUUUUCCUGGGAGACUUAUCUGAGACCAGAGGCUGGAAAGUCGCCGGUUAGCCGACGAAAGAUGUUUUAUUUAUUUACAAAAUUCAAAAUCAUAAUCAAAAUCAAAAUCGGAGAAGAUAAAUUCCACUACUAAAGCAGAUUUCAAAAAUGAAAAUAUUGCACAGUGCAUUGUAAACAAUAUGCUUGCAUUUAUAAGUGUAUUACAUAGUUUGAUUUCCACUGAGUUACAACUUUUUGACAUUCAUUUAUUCAUUAUUACUCCUAACUUUUCAUUUUGAUCACAGAUUUUUCAACGACAUCUACAUAACAAAAGCAAAAAGCAAAAAUUAGAAAGGUGUAUUCUAUGUUAUUACCAUAUAUGUAAGUAAACAUUGAAACAAAAGAGAAACUGAUAAAUUUAGAAGCAAAAUAAAAUUUAUAUAAACAUUGCUCAACGAUUCAAAAAGACAAACAAAAUUCUAAUAUUAAAAAACACUGCGAAAAAAAAUUAAGAAAAAUUAAUUAACAAAAAAAAUAUAUAUAUCUACUUUAAAAUAUUUUGUUUAAUUGUAAUUAAAUAAAAAAUACUAUAUGUUGUGACAUCGUGUUAAAUGAUCUUUAGUUAACGCAUUCUUCAUUCACUUGGAAGAGUGAUGGGAGGUAAACGAAAGCUAAACAAAACCAAAAACAAUGAAAGUAAAAUAUUCGAGGGAUGUGUGCACAUUAUGUUAGGAUAAAAACAGAAACAGCUAAGAAAAUACGAUUAAGGAAAAUUCAAUUUUAAGCCCAAAUUACUUCAACCUACUUUUUAACUGUAUGUAAACACAGAAUGUAGCAUUUAUGAUUAUUGUAUAACUGGAUAGGUCAUAAACUUAUAAGCCUCUCUACUUGGAUGAAACGUAGAAGGUCAAUAAUAGUUGCAUAUCUGCAGCACAAUACGAUAUAAAAACAAAACUUAUAAAGAUUAUAUAAAACACAUCCAUAAAUCAGUAAAGACAAAAAUUAGUUUUAAUAUUAAAUAUUAUUGGCUUUAUGAAAAAUAUACAUGCAUACAUUUGUGCAAACAAUGCAAAUAUGUAAGUCACAACAAGAACAAGGACUUUAUAAACUAUAACUGUGUAUAACAAACUUACAUUUAACGUACAGACUUUAACAUAUACACGAGACGACAUAUACAUACAUACAUCCAUACAUGCAUACAUGCAUACAUUCAUACUAUAAAUAUGCAUGUCACUCACAUAUAUGAACACAUACAUACAUACAUAGAUACGUAUGUGUAUAUUAUUAAGUAAGUAAAAGUAUAUAUGUAAACUUGUACCACGUUCCAUAAGCAUACAUACGAAAUUACAAAUCAAACACAUACAUUUACAUAUGUACAUUUGUUCAUACAGCAAUACAUACAUAUAUAAUUAUGUCUAAUUUAAACAUGACGGAAUAUGUACCAUAUUAAUCAAGUUCGAACGCUAAACUGCUAACCGAAACACAUCAGCUCUUCCCGUGUGCUAGCGGCAUAACAUUUAUUGCACAGAAUAUGUACAUAUGUAUUGAAGCAAUACCAAAUAAUAUGCAUAUUUGACAAUGGCAUAUACAUACUUACAUAUAUCUAAGUAGCUGUGGCUCCGUACCUCAUCCACAGUUUGAAAAUGUAAUUUACAAAUUAUUUCACACCGGUUUUGUGUUAUUUAAAGUCUUUACCGCGGAUGUUUCUUGAGUUAUAUCUUUUACAGCACUACACCAAAUAGGAGUUAACAGAUCGUUUGAAUUGUAACUCCAUUACGUAAAUAUAUUAAUUUCUAUUAAUUUCAACUUUAUUUUAACUGCAGACGAGUACUCUCAAAGGUGUCAGACAGAUCGACAGUGUUCCCGAACGAAUUCGUUUAUAGAAAAGACGACUCUGUCAUUAGAUAGUAAAAAUGUAUUGCAAAAGUGUCUGCUUUGUAAAAAGAGUUACUUUGAGGAGCUCGUUAGAAAACAAAAAAAAAAAAAUAAUAAUAAUAAACAACAAAACAUUUUGCGCUCUAAUUCGUAGAAUUGAACGAUUCUCAAGUCAAUCAAAUAACAAUAACUGGAUCUACAUUGAUAUAAACAACGUUAAGAGGCAAUAGCAUUGAUAUGGAAGGCGACACAAACCAAUUUAAACUAACCGGCAACUGAUUUUUUGUUCAAAAUGCAGUUUUCGAAGAAUGCGGACAAUUUUAGAAUAGUAAGACAAGUUUCGACAAUACCUUUGGCAAAUUCAUUUGGAAUCACUUUAGGAUUUUCAUGAUUACUUUAAGCAAACAUUGAACAACCACAACAGCCACAAAAACAUCCAACUUUACCAUGAGCAGCAAAUGUAAACAUAAACGAAUCGCACAUGGGCCAAAUCGUCCGAUCUAAAGUGCCUUCAAAACAAAUACUUAAAAAACGUUGAUUUUUUAAUAAAAAUAACAAACAAAAAAAACAGAAAAAUUUUAGAAAAAUUAAAAAAUUAAAUUAAAAAAUAAAAACGAAAUGAAUCGUAGAAAAUGAAUGAAUGAUUAACAAAAAAACAAAAACGGGCCCAAAAUAGACCAAAACAAAAAUCAAAAUCUUCACUUCUACAAAUUAGAGCGCAAUUUGUAUAUAUUUUGUUAACCACAAACGACUACAUUUAUUUCAAACACAAAAAAAUAUAAAAAACGAAACCGUAGUAGGUAUGAUGGAUGAGCGUAUGGAACUCAGAUAUGACCCCGUUCCCAAAAUUUAGUUAUUCUAUCAUUUAGUAGUGGUAAACUCUAACUAAUGAAAUCUCAUUAGUUACUCACUACACUUUUUUGAGAAUUCAAAAUUUUUGGCAAGCAAAAAAUUAAGAACAAGAAAAUACUAAAUAAUUCAGAAUAGAGUAUACAUAAAUUAAUUUAAACAACUUAAAGAAAUCCACUAGGUAUAAGCAUAUGAGAACCUGUUAGGACUAAAUUAAUCAAGUGUAGGAUAUACAUACAUACAUGCGGAUGUUAAAUCAAUCAAAAUUUGAGAAUGCAGAGCUACUACAGCACAGAACUGUAUAGCUUGGCGGAAUAUAUGUAUAUACAUACAAGUAUAUGCACAAAAGCACAUUUGGGCUUUCAUUAGCACCGCAAAUAAAAACAUAAUGAAAAAUAAUAAAAACUAAAGAAAAACAUAUUAAAAUGGGCGUUAACUAAAUUUAAUUCAUUGUAAAAUGUGCUAGCAAGCAUAUUUUGGAUCGAUAGAAAGAAACAUCAAGCAACUAAUUAACUACUUUAAUUAUAAGCAAUUAGUAAAGAACCUUAAGAAGUGUUGUCUUGUCUUACAUAUGCCAGGCCCUGUCAAUAAUAAAACAACAAAGGUCAUUUUAUAAUACUAAACAAAAAUAUUUUCUCCGAAAAGUAACAUAAAGCAGAGUCUGAUGUGUUUCGAGGCUUAAGCGGCUGCGAAAAUUCCAUGAACAUUAAAUCGUUUCAAAUCUAAAACUACAACAGAAUUGAUUGACUGAAAAUGAGCAAAAUUUAAUAUAAUAAACAGCUGCUAAAACACUGUUCAUCUUCUAUAUUACUUUUGUUAAAAAGAGAAUUUUUAUUAAUGUUAUUUUGGUAGUGAACACGUUUCACACUCUUUCUAUAAUAUGGUAUUGUACUCGCAAGUGUAAUGCUUUAGCAAUUUGAUGGAAAACCAUUCUCCCACAAUACAAAUCAUGCAAUUUUAUUAUCACCAUCAAAGUAUAUUUGAAAGAGUAUUGUAUAUUUAAGUUCGAAUUGCUCAUACCAUAAUUAAUUGAGAACUUUAUGUUCAUGUUUUUCAACAACAACAACAAGAAGACAAUUAGUAAAUAAAAACGUUAUUUAGUUAAACUGCAAUAGACCGGAAUUAUUUCCAUGAGAUAGUACAAACAAAUUUAGGAUUAGCAUUUAUAUGUAUACAUAUGUAUAUGAAUCGCUUUAUGCGUUAAUGAGCAAAGCCAAACACGAAGAGCUAUAAGCCAAAAAAAAAAAAAAAAAACAAACAUAAAUAAAAUACACAUUUAGCAGAGGAGUUGUGCCAGCAGAAAUUAGCCGCUGCUAGUUCAUUUACUCAAGUGCAACAACUUGAACAGGAUAUUUUCUUACCAAGCUAUUCACAAUUGGAGUCGAAAAUGUGAAAAGCUUCAAUAAUUGUAUUUAUUAAAUAUUUUUCUUAAGUUUUCUCAUCAAUACAUUGAGUUAAACUUUUUCCGAAUUGCACCAAAAUAAUUUAUAUUUUAACGAAAUUUUACAUAAACUUUACUUAAGUAUAACUAUACUGAAUUUGCACUUCAAAUUACAAAUGUUUUAGUAAGAGCGUAAUUCUCAGUUAUCAUGGAACUAGUUUGGUUUUAGUUAAGUUCGGAUGCACGAUCUUGCAUCUUCAUUGUAUUGUAAUGUUCAUUGUGGACACAGAAACACACAUGCAUAACACAUUUGUACACAUAGAGUAAGCGAGAACUUGAUCGCUUAAAAGUUUGUAAGUAAGCAAAAUUGAAUAUUUGGAAUAUGUAGAAAAAAAAACAUGUAAAGAAAUUAUACAUACAUGCAUAAGUUGUAUUUACCCAAGGAAAGUGACAACUUUAGAUUCAAACAAUAAAGCAAAAAUAUAAGUAAAAUAACAAAAGCAAAAAACAAAAAACAAAAACAAAAAAACAGAACCCAAAAAUGGCGAAAAAUAAUGCAGAUAAGAAC